UGCCACGAAUUUUAUCAGUGCAUCUCUCAUAAGGUUGAUAAAAAGCAAAACAAUACACGAAACGUCGUCGGGCAGGCGAGCUACAAAAAUACAAAUAAAAUCAGACCGCCAAAAAUUGGCCAGUGUCGCGCUGGCGCCAUCAUCGAUCGCAUGAAUCAACACAAGUGCGCAAGUUUUAGAGGCUUAUUUUGCGGUAUUUGGACAUGUCCCGUUUCGCUACUGGGCUUCCUUCCUGUGAAUCAUGAGCUUGAGCAAAGAGAUGCCGAUGUCAGUCGGGUGUAAAGCACAUGGAACCAUAUGCGCCUCGAGCGCGGGCGCGUAUACCAGUGUAACGCGUUCUAUGUAAAUUAUUACGAUAACAGUAUUUUUUUACUAGUAGUUCAGUAGCGAAUAAUCGAAGUUUAAUUUAAAUAAAUACUUCAUAUAUUUUUAUUAGUGCCUAAGUGGGAUGUUUAACUCAGAACAUGGAGCUGUCGGUGUUCUUCUUGGUAUUAACCGUGUUAUGGAAAACCUCUUCGUGUGUACGAUGUUUCAAAUGUUUCCCUGAAAACACGUAUUAUGACGAGAGCAAUCUAUUAUGCAAACAAUUCGAUGGCAGCGACAAAUUUUUAGAGAAUUGUACGAAAUCUACGAUGUGUUUCAAAAAAGUGACCACAUUAAGCUUAGGGGAUGGAAUGACAUCAGUAAGCGUGCACAGAGGUUGCGCGUCACAAAGUUUGGGACAAGAGCAGGUAAAGGUCAACGGAAAGUGGCUCCGGCAAACCAUAAUCCACGACGACGUUUACGAAGAGAAAUGUAUAGAAGACCUAAAAGAUUUGGACAGACCCACAACAACACUAAACUGUUACUGCCGCGGAGACUAUUGCAACGGCUCUAUAGCUAAUUUUAUACACUUUAAAACGAUUUUAUUAACAUUUCUUUUUUAUGUAUACCAAUUUAGGUAGUUUCAUUGAAAAUAGUAAUUCCUUAUGGACGCAUUCAUUCUACCAUUAAAAAAGUUAAAUGGUUUUGAAAAAGAUUUUUGAUUGUCUAAUAUAUGGGCUGACAUUUGAGUAUAUAAUUAUUAUGACAUAUAUUUGUAAAUAUAGUCUUUUUUUACAAUGGAAUUGUAAAUUCGAAGCUCCAUUCCAAAUUUUAUAAUGCGAAGUACAAGACAUUGACUUAGUAAUGCAAUAGAGUACUUCCUAAUGGACACAUCGCAAACAUUGGCGCUUGUUCGGUAGUACAUUAUUCCUUUAAACUUUUCGGUCAAGAAUCUAAAUUAACAAGUCCAUAAGUAGAUUCAUCCUUUUCUGCUGAGUAUAUUGUGAAAAGGAUGACAGCAAUUAGCUUUGUCAGUUUAGUUUAGUUAAGCCUAAGCUAAGUCACAACCUGUAAAGAUCCAAUGCCUUUUAAAGGCUAUUAAAACCUUAUAAGCAAACAUUAAUGCUUUUAAGUUGAACAAAAAUCUCGAAACUCUUCGACAAAAAAUUUAAAUAGUAUCUAUAUGUAUAUAAGUAGAUCUUCUCAAACUUUUCUGCAGGGUACUAAAAGGGGGACGGAACUUAAUUAAGAACUGUUGAUUAAAUUACUUUAGAAAUUUUUGUACAACCAAAUAAAAUAAAGAGUCUUAAAACUUUUGAUGACUUAUACGACACCAAAUUUUUUCCUCUUUCAGUCCUGCGCCACGGCAAUCUGUUUCAAGGAAACAAUGAGCCGUUGGAACAACUAAUGAAACCAUUUUAGGUUCUUAGUCAUGAGGCCCUUUAAGCUCUAACACACUGAGACAUCAUGGCGAUGUCCUGGCUACGUAGCCAAAUGAGGUCGCCAAAUAAGUAGCAUAACAACACAACAAUAGCGACCACAAACACGCAGGCAUCGAUCCUAGCGAUCAGUUGGCCGCUGAGUAAGGGAGGCGUAACUUACUUGUUUAGAAAAUACUGGCGACUUGGUUACAUGUCAUCAGGUCGCCAAAGUAUCUAUUCUCCACGUAGGGGCUGAUCGGUCGUGGACGACGACGUCCGACGGUAGCCAAAUGAGUUAACUAUCAUAUAUUUCAAUACGAAUUGUUUGGAUAUAUAGCCGGCGACGUCACCAUGGCUUCCCAGUGUGUUAGUGCUUUUAUUCAAAUUGUAAACGUUAGUCAUGUGUCUGGUUAUUGUUCUUGCUACCAAAAUUUAAACAAAUGAACGUUAUAAAGAGUUAAUACAUUGCUAUUUUUAAUUAUGUAGUCUCGACCAGACAUUCUUUGUGAGCACGGAGCACUGUGUUUGUGGGUCUACAACUUGGGUCUACAUUAUUCAAAAAGUUACAAGGUUUUUAAACAGCUUUUAUAUGCCUAAUAUAUCAUGGGCUGACAUUUGAGUGUAUAAUUAUGAGAUAUCUUUGUAAAUAUAAAUGUUUUUUUACAAUGAAAUUGUAAAUUCGAAGCUUCAUUCCAAAUAAUGACACAGUACUUAUUAAUUAAUUUUAUUAUUGCUAGUCAUAAUUUAAAAAACUUGUGUUAAAAUUAAAAUACAUACCUCACUUGAAUAAUAAUAAAAGCACUGCCAUGUUUGUUAAACAAAAUCAUAAUUUUUAUGUAAGUAAAUAAUUUCAAACUACGCCCAUUAAUGAACAAAGUUCAUUAGAUUAAUUAAGUGAU
Maniola jurtina (meadow brown) is the source of this 2623-nucleotide messenger RNA. RefSeq lists its product as uncharacterized. NCBI's taxonomy places the organism in Eukaryota, Metazoa, Arthropoda, Insecta, Lepidoptera, Nymphalidae. The transcript has 3 exons. The record is from RefSeq and is a predicted model, not a curated record. Gene Ontology annotation, biological process: sleep; positive regulation of voltage-gated potassium channel activity; regulation of synaptic transmission, cholinergic. Bases 465 to 944 code for a protein of 159 amino acids.